AGGUGAGUGAGUCUCCUCCUCUGCUCUGGUCUUUAUAAGGAGGAACCAGAGCAGAAGGAGGUCAGAUCUCUGAUCACCUGUACAGCUUCCUGAGUCAUGGCCUCCAGCCUUCCUCUCAUCGUCCUGCUGCUCUGCUGUGUGAGCCUGGCUCACUCAUACCUGAGCGUCAGCAACAUCAGGGCCCAAAAUCUGCGGCCUGACAAGUACAGCAAACCGGACGGCUACGUGAAAGUCUACUAUGGAUCCAGGAUUAUGGGUCAAACGUCUUUGGUGAAGAGCAAUCGAAAUCCUUCCUGGUCACAGAGGUUUAAUUACUACAGUGCCAUGGUGGGUGGCAGCCUGACGGUCAGAGUUUACGACAAGGACGUUGUCUUCGAUGAUUUUCUGGGAAGUUGCACAACUAAGAUCGAGAGGGGAACCUACAGCGCCCGGUGCAAUCUGAGCAAAGGAGGAACCUUGUAUUUCACCUACAGCUUCAGUUGAGCGGAGUGUUGCUGUCCUGCUUCAUUGUGUGGCAGAAAUAAGUUUUACAUCACUGCAUAUGUUUAGGAAACAUGAAUGAUUGUAUCAAGUUUCAGAUCAAUUAUGAAAACUAAAAGGAUCAAAAUAUUCAAAUGUCUGAGCUGAAAGUAAGAAAUAAACGUAUUAAACCAAAA
Molecule: messenger RNA, 656 nt
Organism: Xiphophorus maculatus (southern platyfish)
Lineage: Eukaryota; Metazoa; Chordata; Actinopteri; Cyprinodontiformes; Poeciliidae
Product: perforin-1-like
Exons: 2
Coding region: 97-483 (128 amino acids)
Source: RefSeq, a predicted model, not a curated record